UCGUUGCCUCGCUCCUCCAGGCGACGAGGCAAACGCUCUCCAGGCAUACAGCCAGCCAGCAACCAGAGUCAGUUCGCCAACCGCGCGGCUACUGUACGCACGUGUGUAACUGCUACAAACAACUUCCAAAAAACUUUCGAACUUUGUAAACAUUGUCGCUGAAUAGUUUAUUUUUAAAUUUCAUAAGGAAAUUACAUUAAACGAAUCGUACAUUUGAAGUUAAAAAUUAUUGUGUGGGGCGUGCCGUUUUUGUUGAUAAAAUAUCCGUCCGUUCAGUCACUGGUCGAAUCGAUUUUACGAAGAGUUGUGCCGCAGUAUCGAGGAACUGGAAGACUUUUUUGGAUUAUGCUAAUGUGUGAGACGAUUUUUAGAAUCGAUGUGAACGUGCGUAGUGAAAUCUAGUUUUAAAUUUACUUUGACUAGUUUUCAUGUUGUGUUAACUUCGUAUUGUGGUAUAAAAUGUAUGGUGGUUUAUUUAUAAUGCUCCGUCCGUAAUCCCACGCCUAUACUAAAAUAAAACUCUGUUUUAAGUAUUAUAAGACCAUGUAAUGUGCUCGUCGGCUUUUCACAAAUCGUUCGCUCCGGCCGUAAGCUGGAAUCCCUAUAGUUUCUAUUUAUUUCAAGUGCGGAUAAAUCGACCUCGAAUAGGAUUUGACGCAACUAGUUAGAUAUUUUGAUUCAAAAUGAUGUGGCCUUCUUCGCAAGCCAGUAAAAUUCUAACCUUUCUUCUGUUGAUCACUAUCCUAUAUUGCAUUUGUAUGGAUACAUUCUUAUUUUUAAGGAUACAGAAAUAUAAUAUAGAUAUUUACGAUGUUGGUCCCGAAAAUGGAACGCAAGAGACAUCGACACAGAAGAACAUACAGUUAGAGAAUUACGAAGAUGUCACGUGGGUGCCUUGCCAUAUUAAUCCGUUAUGUCAUCCCACGGUCAAAGCUUUGAUGGUUGAUCAUAUAAACCAUUAUAUCUACGGCCCUUUAUGUGCUAUAGUCGAUAUAGGAUUAGGAAUUUCAGAAAAUAUGCUAUUUAUAACGCCAAAUAUUAUUUCCUUCUUCCAUGUUUUUGUGGCUUGUGUUGGAGCUAAGCUUCUAACAUGCCAGAAUUUAGCAUUACGUCGUUUGGCGGUGGUUCUAUUUCAAUUAAGAAUGUUUUUGGACGAUUUAGAUGGGCAUGUUGCUAGAGAGAGAAAGCAUAUAAAAGGCGAGAGAUCCGAAGUGGGUACACUGGGUUACUGGGUUGACGGGAUUUGCGAUUUGUUGGGUGUUAUAGCCAUGAUGAUUGGUAUAUUACUUUAUUUGAAAAAUAAUCCACCGAGACGUGGGUAUAAAGGUACCCCAGUAAGUACUUUACCGUACCAUCAGCUAAAAGAAAUAAAUACAUCUGAGGAUAUAGAAAAAGAGCAUACCGCAGAAGUUGGUAUUUCUUAUAAGACUAAAGUAAGCUUCCAAAGGAUAGUUCAAGUUUUGGGAUUGUUUUCUGGUCAGAUGAUGCUAUCUUCGAUCGCUUGGAACCGAUACAUAGAUGUUUACCAAGAUUUGCUUGAGAAUUGUACGCAAUACGACGUCAUCAGAAGAGCGACCAUGUUCAAAUCUGGUUUGUUCUUCUUUGCGACAGCUUUAUGGAGGGUUGUGAACCCACACAGUUAUCUCCACCUUCUUUCCCUUGCUGUGUUCUGUGAUAAAACCUGGAGCUUCCUUAAAACAGUGCAUUAUAGUGGGUAUAUCUGUCUGGUUAUAGCUGUGGCCACAUCGGAAUAUUUGGUGGAGAAUAUUCGAUCGUAUGUUGUAAGUUAGGGCAAAUAGUCAUGAACUCUUAAGUUGUUGACACACUGAUGUUUAUGUAAUGAUUGUAUUUGUGAAUGAAAAUUCUCAUUAUAGUAUACGAAAUUAAAAAAUAUAGUCUAAGCUUUUCAAUAAGCAAUAAAACACAUGGUGUUAUCGGGUGGUGUGGUUUUGUUGACUUUGACCUUGGAAAGUAAUCGAUUACGAUUGUAUUCGUUACGAUUCGAAUCAAAACGAUUUUAUUUAAACUUUGUAUCCUAAUUAUAUUGAACGUUGCAUUUAGGGAACGGAUUAUUCACGGGGCAUUCCCAUGUUGACUAUAAUUGUUUUUUUUUUAACAUAUUUUAUGGCCACGUAUGGUCCUUAUCACUUCCAAACAGUUUCCGGGAUGUA
This is a messenger RNA of Papilio machaon (common yellow swallowtail), 2171 nucleotides long. RefSeq names its product ceramide phosphoethanolamine synthase (gene Cpes). Bases 684 to 1790 code for a protein of 368 amino acids. Gene Ontology annotation, molecular function: phosphotransferase activity, for other substituted phosphate groups. Gene Ontology annotation, cellular component: membrane. The record is from RefSeq and is a predicted model, not a curated record. The transcript has a single exon. Gene Ontology annotation, biological process: phospholipid biosynthetic process. NCBI's taxonomy places the organism in Eukaryota, Metazoa, Arthropoda, Insecta, Lepidoptera, Papilionidae.